Hymenoscyphus albidus is the source of this 798-nucleotide messenger RNA. The record is from the annotation of a GenBank genome assembly. Lineage: Eukaryota; Fungi; Ascomycota; Leotiomycetes; Helotiales; Helotiaceae.
AUGGAUGCGGAACUUGGUCAUUGGGUGGUACUGGGUAUGUAUGUGGGUCCUCCAACAACGGUGAGAAACUCAGUUAUUGGGUGGUACUGGGUACGUGGGUGGGUCUUCCAACAACAACAGUGUUGGUAAUUUUUACCUCAGAGACCUAAGAAGAAAGAAUAUCGGAAGUCCAGUCAUGAUGUUGAGAUUGGAAUAAAGAAUAGAAUUGCUAUAGAAUGGUGAGAAGUUGAAUGGAUGUAAGUUUUCUUUUUUGCUUGAUGAUAUCGCAGAUACACUGAACUUUUUCAAUCCUAUAAUCAGUCUUACCUCAAAUCCCAGAGAAUCAUGGCUGCGCCAAACCCGCAAAAUUCGACGGGGCCUAGAUUUUGCGAACACCCUUCAGGGAGGUUUGUAGUAUCAUGGACCGAAAAGGACAAAGAGCUUUUGAAAGCCGUGCUCAGUCAUUUUUGGGUAAAACUUUGGACACCAUUGCUCUGGGAAGAACCCCAGCAACCCACAUCUGACCUCAUGGUGGGUGAGGCCAAUAUGUCUCGGUUGAAACAAGUAGCUGAAUAUUACAAUGAUCAUAUCACAGAGUACGAGCUGUAUGUCAAAGCCCAACUUAUACUUGUUACAGAGCAGGAUGUUCGGGCGAUAAUAGAGCACGUCUCUAAGAAUCCUAAUUUGGGAAAGAAUCACUGGAUAUCUCUUCCUGACGGGAGUAUUCCUGUUGGGACUACGCCGAGUGUGGCAGAACUACGCCAACUUAUGAUGCCCAUUGAAGAUGCAAAAAGUGCAAAGUUAGCGGCGGAAGGGUAA